AAAAAAGAAAAUCCACCAUUGGUGUAUGUACGAGACGUUAUCAGCAUUUUGCGUCAGGUGGGUGACGCCCUCAAAUUUCUGCACGAAAGUCGAGAUGCGGCAGGCAAUGAAGCAAGUCAUGGAGAUGUUGCGGCUCGAAAUGUACUCCUCACAGAAACAAAUUUGAGAGAUGAUGUCGCAGAAGAUGCUAACUCCGAAGGACGAUCAGGAUGUCGGAAUUUGAAAACUGCUUUACUCGGUGAUUUCGGAUUACCGAUCGAUUUCGGACCGCGCUUGCCGAUUCCAUGGUUGCCACCAGAGAUUGUCAGUAGCCUGGACCGGACCCGUGUCACACAUCGUCCCGAAAGCGAUGUCUGGAUGUUUGGAGUUCUAGGAUGGGAAUGUGUAACGCUCGGUGCAGAACCACAUUAUCAGCGCACUGUGGACGAGAUUCAGCAAUGCUUCACAUGGCCUGAUCGCGGCUUACAUCAGCCACCACGCUGCCCGCUAGACGUGUGGAACUUUUUGUUGGACUGUAUGUCGGAGCAGCACCGCCGCCCUCGCUUCGCUGGUUCCGCGGACAGCGUUUCAUCAGCAAUCCAUAGGCUUCGAACUUUGCAAAAUACUUACGCGAAAGACCGCCGAACACUUGAAAUCUUUUACAAUGCUACAAACUGCACCUGUCAUCAGCACAGGUGCAAUGUUCCGUUGCCAUCAUUUGCAAGAUAA
Gongylonema pulchrum is the source of this 708-nucleotide messenger RNA. NCBI's taxonomy places the organism in Eukaryota, Metazoa, Nematoda, Chromadorea, Rhabditida, Gongylonematidae. The record is from the annotation of a GenBank genome assembly.